This is a messenger RNA of Phacochoerus africanus (Common warthog), 1183 nucleotides long. It is a transcript of the gene WDR54, whose product is annotated as WD repeat domain 54. Gene Ontology annotation, biological process: cilium assembly; cilium-dependent cell motility; sperm axoneme assembly. Gene Ontology annotation, molecular function: protein binding. NCBI's taxonomy places the organism in Eukaryota, Metazoa, Chordata, Mammalia, Artiodactyla, Suidae. The coding region runs from base 122 to 1126 and encodes 334 amino acids. The record is from RefSeq and is a predicted model, not a curated record. The transcript is spliced from 10 exons.
UGUUGCUCGCCCCACCCAGCGGUCGUGCGUACGUGCGUCGUCUCUAUGGUGGCGGCGGAUUCGGAGGAGACUGGGGUACCGAACGCUUCUGGAGUCAGGCAAGACGACCUGGAAAUCCUGGAUGUUCCACCGGGAGCGCUCUAUCCCCCUUCGAGGCUCAGCGGCCGCCCUGUGCAACAACCUCAGUGUGCUGCAGCUGCCUGUCCGCAACCUCACACAUUUUGGAGUAGUACAUGGACCCAGCGCCCAGCUUCUCAGCGCUGCUCCUGAGGGUGUGCCCUUGGCCCAGCGCCAACUGCACGCGAAGCAGGGCGCUGGAGUGAGCCCCCCACUCAUCACCCAGGUCCACUGGUGUGUCCUCCCUUUCCGAGUGUUGCUGGUACUCACCUCACAUCGAGGAAUACAGAUGUACGAGUCUGACGGCUCUGUCAUGGUCUAUUGGCAUGCACUGGACUCUGGAGAUGCCUCUCCAGUGCAGGCUGUGUUUGCCCGAGGAAUUGCUGCCAGUGGCCACUUCAUCUGUGUGGGAACGUGGUCAGGCCGGGUACUAGUGUUUGACAUCCCAGCCAAGGGUCCCAACAUUGUACUGAGUGAGGAGCUGGCUGGGCACCAGACACCAGUCACAGACAUUGCCACGGAGCCUGCCCAGGGACAGGACUGCGUGGCUGACAUGGUGACAGCAGAUGACUCAGGCUUGCUGUGUGUCUGGCGGUCAGGGCCCGAAUUCAAAUUACUGACGCGAAUUCCAGGCUUUGGGGUCCCAUGCCUGUCUGUGCAGCUGUGGCAGGGGGCCAUAGCAGCAGGCUACGGGGAUGGGCAGGUGCGUCUGUAUGAAGCCAGUACAGGAGCUCUGCACGUCCAGAUCAACGCUCAUGCCCGGGCCAUCUGUGCCCUGGACCUGGCUCCUGAGGUGGGCAAGCUGCUCUCUGCAGCCGAGGACACCUUUGUACACAUCUGGAAGCUGAGCAGAAGCCCGGAGAGUGGCUACGUUGAGGUGGAACACUGUCACGGUGAGUGUGUCCCCGACACCCAGGUGUGUGGUGCCCGAUUCUGUGAUCCCUCCGGCAGCUCCUUUGCUGUGACUGGCUAUGACCUCGCCGAGAUCCUGAGAUUCAGCAGCAUGUGAGAGGAACUCAGCCCUCCUUCUUCCCUGUGCUAUUUAUAAAGUAACCCCCUCCACCCA